Molecule: messenger RNA, 1274 nt
Organism: Microdochium trichocladiopsis
Lineage: Eukaryota; Fungi; Ascomycota; Sordariomycetes; Xylariales; Microdochiaceae
Exons: 3
Coding region: 195-1274 (359 amino acids)
Biological process (GO): secondary metabolic process
Source: RefSeq, a predicted model, not a curated record
CGAAUCACGACACUUCCGUCGGCUAUCCCCGAGAACGGCACCGGGUAUCUUUUAGCUGUCUGAGUCUCAUCAUACACAUUAGUUCACGCAUACCAGCUAGGACCUCCAGCUUCCAGCCUAGCCAUUGGUUCAGAGCUGCCCGUACGCCCCCUUCAAAGGCACAACCGCCCAACUACGGACAUUUUCUCACCGGCAUGCCCACGCACGCCGUGGUUCGCGAGUCCAACGCGGGAAUCACCCCGGCAGACGCCCCCAGGGUGGCUGUCUUUACGGGUGGGACAGCCGGCAUUGGCAAGGCCACGCUCCAGAAGCUUGUCGCGGUCGGCACCGAGAUCAAGGUAUACGUGAUUGGACGCAAUGGCCCAACGCACGCAGGGUUCCUCGACGAGCUGCGGGCGUCAAAUUCAAAGGCAGAGAUUGUAUGGCUGGAGGGGCAGGUAUCGCUGCUGAGUGAGACAAGGAGGCUCUGCGACGAGAUCAAGUCGAAAGAGAAGAGCCUCGACCUGCUCUUCAUGAGCGCGGGCUAUGUUCCGCUAGGCGGGCGAAAAGACACAUCCGAGGGCUACGACACCACCAUGGCCAUGUCAUUCUGGACUCGUGCCCUCUUGGCCAACCAGCUACUCCCGCUCCUUCGCGCCGGGGCCUCAUCCACGUCUUCCAACAGCACCACCAAUAACAACCCUCGAGUCAUCAGCAUCUACGCCGCGGGGAUGGAGAAGGCCAACAUCCCUCUUGACGACCUGGACCUCAAAUCCAAGUCCAAUUUUGGCAUCAUGAACUGGGCGGCCACCUGUGCGAGCCUAAAUACCGUGUAUCUGGAUCACCUUGCAUCAGACCCGCAGAACGCCGGCGUCGUCUUCAUCCACAAUCACCCUGGCGUCGUGGAGACGGACAUCAUCCUCAAGGGAUGGAACGAGGGGAGUUGGGGCCCCACGCUGAUCCGCUGGGUCCGGCCGGUCAUGUCCUUCUUCCAGCGCUUCUCCAGGGAGCCGCCGAUCUCUCCAGAGGAGUCGGGAGAGAAGUCGUUGUUCCUGAUCACCAGUGCGAUGUACGGCGGGAAGGGAGUGGCUGUGCCAAAUAAGGACGGCGUUGAGGAGAAGGCGGGCGGGGAAAAGGGGAAGACGCUGGCGGGAGGGGACAACGGGUCUGUGUUUGUCGUGUUGCCUCGGGGGAACUGUGAGCAGCCAAAGGAGGUGCUGGAGAAGUUGUACGUCAAUGGGGGAAAGGAAAAGUUGGUUGCAGAGACUGAAAAGGUGCUGAAGCCGUACGUCUAA